Aspergillus fijiensis CBS 313.89 is the source of this 603-nucleotide messenger RNA. RefSeq lists its product as uncharacterized. NCBI's taxonomy places the organism in Eukaryota, Fungi, Ascomycota, Eurotiomycetes, Eurotiales, Aspergillaceae. The coding region runs from base 1 to 603 and encodes 200 amino acids. The transcript has 2 exons. The record is from RefSeq and is a predicted model, not a curated record.
AUGGACAGCAGCAGCAGCAACUGCUCCUGCUCGAUCCGUCUCCUGCAGAUCAUGACCGAGUGCCGGAACCUGCAACCGGUCGUGGAGCUCGCCACCAUCCUUGACCUGGUCCACCGGGUCGUCACCCACGGGAAAGCGAUGGUCAAGUGCAAGGGCUGCCGCAGUAGCCCGCACUCGUCCUUUGCGAUGCUGCCCGCGCUGGCCGAGCAGUGUCUGACCCUCCUCAAGGCCGGCAGUCUGGCCUACAGCAUCACGAGUACCAGCGGCAGCACGCUCCUCGACCCCACGGUGCUGGCGUUCGAGCAGCCGCUGUCGCAGUACAUCUGUCUGCGCAGCCCGUCGCAGCUGGGCCGCAUGAAGCUCGAUGAGAAGGAAGCCACACUCUUGGUCCGGACGCUGAUCGGCCGCAACGCCAAGCAGUUCCUGGGUCUGCUGGAGAGUCUGCAGAAGCUGCUCCAGUCCCUGGGGAAGGACACUGAGCCGGCCUUGCCGCCAAUGGGUCAUGCCGUGCUGCACCCCUGCGAGUCGGUGGUCGAAACCACGCUUCGCCGCUUUGUGGUCUUCCUAGAACAGAUCAAGUUCGAGGUAGUGAGCUUGAUCUAG